UUUCCGCGGUUGUGUAAGGAGGUGGCAGCCGCGGCGACGUCCCUGGCUCGCCGCGGGGGGUCCGGGGCUCGGCGAUGGCCGGCCUGUGCGGGACCCGUGGUUCGCUGUCGGCGCACACGCUGCUGUUCGACCUGCCGCCCGCGCUGCUGGGCGAGCUGUGCGCGAUCCUGGACAGCUGUGACGGUCCGCUGGGCUGGCGGGGCCUCGCGGAGAGGCUUUCAAACACCUGGCUGGAUGUUCGCCAUAUUGAGAAAUACGUAGACCAAGGCAAAAGCGGAACGAGGGAAUUGCUGUGGUCCUGGGCACAGAAAAACAAGACCAUCGGCGACCUUCUACAGAUUCUCCAGGAGAUGGGGCACCAACGAGCUAUCCAUUUAAUCACCAACUAUGGAGCAAGCUCAAAUCCUUCAGUGCAUCGUCAUCAGGAGCUCCGACUUCCCAACCUAACGCCCAACUUCGAGCAUGCGCGCAGAGAAAAUGACCCUGGACCUCUGGAACCAACCAAUGUCACAGCAGAUAAUGUUCUUGUUCCUGAACAUAAUGAAAAAGGAAUACUUCAUAAACCCUCUAUCAGCUUCCAAAAUAUCAUAGAAGGGACCAAACAUUUCCACAAAGACUUCCUAAUUGGAGAAGGGGAAAUAUUUGAAGUAUACAAAGUGGAGAUUCAAAACCAAACAUACGCGGUUAAAUUAUUUAAACAGGAGAAAAAAAUGCAGUUUAAGAAGCAUUGGAAGAGAUUUUUAUCAGAACUGGAAGUUUUACUCCUGUUCCGUCAUCCCCACAUACUGGAGUUGACUGCAUAUUUCACCGAGAUGGAGAAGCUAUGCCUGGUUCAUCCAUAUAUGAACAACGGGACACUUUUUGACAGACUACAGUGUGCAGAUAACACGGCCCCACUUUCCUGGCACGUUCGAAUCGGUGUAUUAAUAGGAAUAGCCAAAGCCAUCCAAUACUUGCACAACACCCAGCCGUGCUCAGUCAUCUGUGGCAAUAUUUCCAGUGCAAACAUACUUCUGGAUGAUCAGUUCCAACCCAGACUAACUGAUUUCGCCAUGGCACACUUCCGACCCCACCUAGACCAUCAGAAUUCUACCAUGAAUAUGACGGGCAGCGGCAGGAAACAUCUGUGGUACAUGCCAGAAGAAUACAUCAGACAGGGAAGACUUUCCGUCAAAACCGAUGUCUACAGCUUUGGAAUUGUGAUCAUGGAGGUUUUGACAGGCUGCAAAGUGGUGCUGGAUGACCCUAAACACGUUCAGCUGCGGGAUCUCCUCAUGGAACUGAUGGAGAAGAGAGGUCUCGAGGCGUGCCUCUCGUUUCUAGACAGGAAGAUACAGCCCUGUCCUCGGAACUUCUCUGCCAAGCUCUUCUCUCUGGCUGGCCAGUGUGCAGCAACUCGGGCCAAGUUAAGACCAACAAUGGAUGAAGUCCUGAAUGCUCUAGAGAGCACGCAGCCUAGCUUGUAUUUUGCAGAAGAUCCUCCCACAUCCCUGAAGUCCUUCAGAUGUCCCUCUCCUCUGUUCAUGGAUAAUGUUCCGAGUAUUCCAGUAGAAGAUGAUGAAAACCAGAACAGUCACCCAGUGCCUCAAGAGAAAGCUUUGAGGACGGACAGAGUGACUCAGAAAAUCCCCUUUGAGUGCAGCCAAUCUGAGGUCACCUUUCUGGGCUUGGACAGACACCCGGGGGGCAAGAGAAGUGAAGCUGCUUGCCAUGUGCCCAGUUCUUCUUGUGAAGAAUAUUGGCCCCCAGAACUUGCGGCAGCAUCCCAGGACUUAAAGCCUACUGAGAUCACUUUGGGCUCCUCUUGGGAGGUGCCAGGCCAGUCUUGUGGGAGCAAGCCAAUGGAGAAGAGGUGCCCCUCUGAACUCUUCCACAGUGAGUGUGAACAGUCCAAAAAGCAGUGAAUUCACCAGAAGAUAAAAAAGAAAGAAAGCAAAUGUCACUGAAGGCACCUGAGUGAAGAAUGUCACCCUGAAAUGAUCUGAGCUCCCCGAGUAAGGCCAAGGGAAUCACUGAUGGCGAAUUUGAGUUGGGCAGAUAAGCAGCCAGGCAGUUCUGUCCCUUCUUUUCCACUCCCCCAAACAGAAUGACUUAAAGAAAUGUGUUAUCAGGGUGAUGUCACACCAGCCGCUCCCAAAUAACCACAUAGAGACUUAAUAUUAAUUAUAAAUGCUUGGUUGAUAGCUCAGGUUUGUUACUAGCUAACUCUUAAUUAACCUAUAUUUCUUAUGUACCCUCUGUCACAUGACUAUACCUUCUUUCAACACAGUACAUUCAUCUUGCUUCUCUCUUUAUCUGCUCAAGACUCCUGACUCGACCCUUUUUCUUCCCAGCAUCGUUUGUCCUGCUUAUACCAACUGCCUAGCUACCGGCCAGUCAGCUCUUUUAUUAAACCAAUCAGAAGGAGCCUUGGCAAAGACACAUCUUCACAGCGUACACAAAGACGUUUCCAUAACAGGGUGACUGCUUCUCAGUCAAACCCAAGCUAAAUUAGAGCCAUUUGGAGUUAUUCAGGAUCCUGGGUUCCGACAAUCAAAUCCUAGCAAAGAGUGGCAGGAUCCCAGUGAGUCCUCCGUGUUGGUAAACCGGGAACUACCCACAUUCCAGAACCAGGUGCACCCCCCACACCGCCUUCAGCAACUCAAUGCCCCCAACCAUGUCAUUACCAGCCCCAAAUGCAACACAUUUCCACUGUCACCUAGGGUCCCAUGUUCUCUCUGUGCACAUGAGCCAUAUCCUUCAUAAAGCCCUAACCUUCAUGACCUACCUCCUUCUUUUCCAUCCUCACUCAGAGGAGGCCUGUUGUAUUAUCCCCACUCCCCUGCCCCUGCCUCCAAUAAAUCUCUUCCAUGA
Molecule: messenger RNA, 2853 nt
Organism: Peromyscus eremicus (cactus mouse)
Lineage: Eukaryota; Metazoa; Chordata; Mammalia; Rodentia; Cricetidae
Gene: Irak3
Product: interleukin 1 receptor associated kinase 3
Exons: 12
Coding region: 75-1904 (609 amino acids)
Biological process (GO): negative regulation of MAP kinase activity; negative regulation of tumor necrosis factor production; protein phosphorylation
Cellular component (GO): cytoplasm; nucleus; plasma membrane
Molecular function (GO): protein binding; ATP binding; protein serine/threonine kinase activity
Source: RefSeq, a predicted model, not a curated record